Messenger RNA from Megalops cyprinoides (Indo-Pacific tarpon), 1618 nucleotides. RefSeq names its product cofilin 2 (muscle) (gene cfl2). Gene Ontology annotation, biological process: actin filament severing; cell motility; actin filament fragmentation. The coding region runs from base 225 to 725 and encodes 166 amino acids. Gene Ontology annotation, molecular function: actin filament binding. The record is from RefSeq and is a predicted model, not a curated record. The transcript has 4 exons. NCBI's taxonomy places the organism in Eukaryota, Metazoa, Chordata, Actinopteri, Elopiformes, Megalopidae. Gene Ontology annotation, cellular component: actin cytoskeleton; actin cortical patch; cytoplasm.
GUUUGUGGGACGCAGCCCUGUGACAAUGACCAAAAGUGUUUUCGCUGCCAAUCCUGUUACUUGCUCCCGCCCGACACCGCUCCAGUGGUCGCUACGCGCUUGCCCCCCUCUCUCUCUCUGUCUCUCUCACUCCCUCUCUCGCUGGCUCACAUUCCCAGAUAGCAGUACCCGGUGAAAUUUCACGCAACCGUCUGCAAACUCUGCCGACCCGAUCACCAGACAACAUGGCCUCUGGCGUCACAGUCAAUGAUGAAGUUAUCAAGGUCUUCAAUGACAUGAAGGUGCGGAAGUCAUCGUCCUCUGACGAGGUGAAGAAGCGCAAGAAGGCAGUUUUGUUCUGCCUCAGUGAAGACAAGAAAAAGAUCAUUGUGGAGGAGGGCAAGCAGAUCCUGGUGGGCGACAUCGGGGAGUCCGUGGACGACCCCUAUGCCUGCUUUGUCAAGCUCCUGCCUCUCAAUGAUUGUCGGUACGGCUUGUACGACGCCACAUACGAAACAAAAGAAUCCAAGAAAGAAGACUUGGUGUUUAUAUUUUGGGCACCUGAAGGAGCUCCUCUAAAAAGCAAGAUGAUCUAUGCCAGCUCUAAAGAUGCAAUCAAAAAGAAGUUCACAGGUAUUAAACAUGAAUGGCAAGUUAACGGCUUAGACGACAUUCAGGACCGCUCUACUCUGGCAGACAAGUUGGGAGGCAAUGUAGUGGUUUCGCUGGAAGGGAGACCAUUGUAAACUGAUGUGUGCCACCUGGAUCCUAGACGCUUUCAUCUUAGCAGCUCUGUUGAACCUAUUGGAAUAGCUAUAGUUUUUGUUGUUGUUUUAUUUUUUCUUCCCCCACAUGAAGGAGAUCUCAUUAACCAAUACAAAAAAAUACCUGCCAGUUAUUGCCAGUCAGCUCUUUCUGAAGCCUGGUAGGUUUGUUGAAAUGUAGAACCUGGAGGAAUACUUUCACGUCAUGCUUUUGCCAAAUAAACCAAACCACUCCUGCAAUCAGAGAAGAACCACGACCCUCAUGAAAAUAUAAAAGAUGGUGUUGCCCGCAUUCCUUAUCACAGAUACAGCAACAAGUUAAUGAUCAAUAGCUUAGCGCAAAAUGAGUAACCUUUUGUUGAAUGCCCUGACAGUUGUGUCCACUGUCCUGGCAUUAGCCAAUAUCCAGUAUAAACAAUUUGCACUCCGUUGAGUUUUUCUAUGAGGCUGAUGUAUAACUGUUCCAUCUCAUUAGCCUGGAUAUUUGACAUGGCAAAACAUGUUAUACACUAUGCAUACAAAAGCACUUUUUAUCUAUUUUUUGGUUUAGACACUACAAGUAAAGAAGUCAAAGGAGUAUGGAAUGCCUAUUGAAUGUGUGCAUUUAUGUCACCUAGGAAGUGAAGUUACCUCAGUUUUCAUUCCUGUAUUGCAUAUGGAAAAGGAAAGACGAGUAUUUUUUUUGUUCCGUUGCCUUCUUGUUUUCACUCAAAUGUACAGUACACCGCUGAAUAACCAGAAGAGGUGCUGCUUGCAGAUCUGCAACACUAAAAGAAUCCACACUAUCAGUCAAGAUGGCAAUAUCUGUGUAAUCAGAGCCUUAAGUGGAACAUUGUUUCUGAGAUUGGUGAAGUCGCCACUUUGCAAUAAAACCU